Loxodonta africana (African savanna elephant) is the source of this 1045-nucleotide messenger RNA. RefSeq names its product olfactory receptor 5F1-like. The record is from RefSeq and is a predicted model, not a curated record. Gene Ontology annotation, molecular function: G protein-coupled receptor activity; olfactory receptor activity; odorant binding. Gene Ontology annotation, biological process: G protein-coupled receptor signaling pathway; sensory perception of smell. The transcript has a single exon. Lineage: Eukaryota; Metazoa; Chordata; Mammalia; Proboscidea; Elephantidae. Gene Ontology annotation, cellular component: membrane. The coding region runs from base 39 to 983 and encodes 314 amino acids.
ACUUGAUCCAAAGUUUAAACAAAACAUAUUUGUAAUAAAUGACCAGAAAAAACUGUACCUCACUGACUGAGUUCAUCCUGCUGGGAUUAGCACAUACCCUGGAGCUACAGAUCACCCUCUUUUUGCUCUUUUUUGUGAUUUACACACUCACAGUCCUGGGGAAUGUGGGGAUGAUCCUGCUAAUCAGGGUGGACUCUCGACUUCACACACCCAUGUAUUUCUUCCUGGCUAACUUGUCCUUUGUGGAUGUUUGCUACUCGUCCACCAUCACCCCAAAGAUGCUGGUAGAUCUGUUGUCUGAGAAGAAAACCAUCUCCUUUGCUGGCUGCUUCCUGCAGAUGUAUUUCUUUAUCGCCCUGGCAACAACUGAAUGCAUCCUCUUUGGGUUAAUGGCCUAUGACCGCUAUGUGGCCAUAUGUAACCCACUCCUUUACUCCUUAAUCAUGUCCAGGACAGUCUGCCUUAAAAUGGCAGCUGGGGCCUUUACAGCAGGAUCGCUGAACUCCAUGGUUAACACAAGUUAUGUAAGCAGCUUACCAUUUUGUGGUUCCAAUAUCAUCCAUCACUUCUUCUGUGACAGCCCCCCUCUUUUUAAGCUCUCUUCUUCUGACACAUGCCUGAACGAAAGCAUUUUUUCCACUUUUGCUGGUGUGAAUAUGGUCGGUGCUCUGCUGGUCAUCCUUACUUCCUACUCCUGUAUUCUCUUCUCCAUCUUUCGUAUGCAUUCAGGGGAGGGGAGGCGCAAAGCAUUCUCAACUUGUGCCUUCCACUUGACUGCUAUAAUUCUGUUCUAUGCAACCUCUAUCUAUACUUAUCUGCGUCCCAGGUGUAGUUACUCCCUGAGACAGGAUGAAGUGGCUUCCGUGUUCUACACAGUGGUGAUCCCCAUGCUGAACCCUCUGAUCUACAGCCUCAGGAAUAAGGAAGUAAAGAAGGCUUUAUGGAAUGUGAUUACCAGGAAAAGAAUCCCUUCAUUUAUGUGAUUGCAUGGGUAAUUUUCCAAAAUAAGUGGAGUAUUUAACUAACCUUCAAAGCCUAGUUCAAG